Molecule: messenger RNA, 684 nt
Organism: Lethenteron reissneri (Far Eastern brook lamprey)
Lineage: Eukaryota; Metazoa; Chordata; Hyperoartia; Petromyzontiformes; Petromyzontidae
Source: the annotation of a RefSeq genome assembly
AUGGCACAGCAAGCUCAACUAGGACUUCAAGAUGCAGCCUCCCCUAUUAUAGAAGAACUUAUUCAUUUCCAUGAUCACACUCUAACAGUUGUAUUCUUGAUUAGUGUACUAAUUUUCUACCUCAUUGUUCUAAUAGUUUCUACCCGAUUCAUAAAUAAGCACUCCCUAGACUCUCAAGAAGUAGAAAUUGUAUGAACAGUUUUACCAGCUAUUGUCCUCAUUAUAAUUGCCCUUCCUUCUCUACGCAUUUUAUAUCUUACCGACGAAAUCAGCGACCCACAUUUAACUAUUAAAGCAGUUGGGCACCAAUGAUAUUGAUCCUACGAAUAUACUGAUUAUAAUCAAAUAGAAUUUGACUCUUACAUAACACCAACCAACGAACUAGAACCAGGGGGAAUCCGCCUUCUAGACGUAGACCAUCGCAUUGUAGUACCAAUAGAAUCCCCAAUUCGCAUGUUAAUCACAUCAGAAGAUGUUAUCCACUCCUGAACUAUUCCAUCACUAGGAACUAAAGUAGAUGCAGUCCCAGGCCGACUAAAUCAAGCAACAUUUAUUACAAUCCGACCAGGCCUAUACUUUGGUCAAUGCUCAGAAAUCUGCGGUGCAAACCAUAGUUUUAUACCAAUUGCACUAGAAGCUGUUCCUCUUUCAUAUUUCGAAAGCUGAACUACUGCUGGGGUUAGA